AUGCUUUCCGGAUUGGAACGGCGUCGCCGCGACAAAUUACAGCAACAAGGAAUUUAUUCUACGCACAAGUCCGCACAUUUCACCAGUCCUCUGGGCUUGCCUUGCAACCCACAAACCUCACCCCUUCUCUGUGGGAAUAUCACCGACAUCACAGACCCAACCAAACCCGCUGACGAACUACGCCGCGAAAGACGGGAACGAAAAGAAGACCGCGAACGCGUUCGGGACAUCAACAACAAAUAUAAGGAACUCACUGGUGACUUGCCCCGAAAUAGGGGCCGUAGGACUGGCGAACGCGCAACUGGUGAACGCACAACUGGCGACCGAACAACUGGCGACCGAACAACUGGCGACCGAACAACUGGCGACCGAGCAAACAGAAAACGCGAGCGUGCAGGCCAGCCAGGCCACAUCAACGAGGUCUUCGACUCCACAGCGAAACUUGACCCCUUCGCUGACGACCCAUUUGCAGACGACCCCUUCCCUGACGACCCCUUCCCUGACGACCCCUUCAUUGACAACAUGGACUAG
Molecule: messenger RNA, 531 nt
Organism: Gregarina niphandrodes
Lineage: Eukaryota; Apicomplexa; Conoidasida; Eugregarinorida; Gregarinidae
Exons: 1
Coding region: 1-531 (176 amino acids)
Source: RefSeq, a predicted model, not a curated record